AUGCUAGGACCACGUGUCGGCGCCGCACGCCAGGUCGCUCAAGCGAGCCUCGCCCGGCCCCAGCGGCGCUGGACGUCGAGCGCAAGGCAAGUGCCGGAUGUUACAUUGGCCAUCAUCAAGCCGACCGUAUGUGUAUAUGAGCCCAAUAUCCUCCAUGCCCUUCGGCGUCUGCGAGAGCAUCCCAGCCUGCAAAUCCUCCGCGCCAAGUCGUUCGCGUGGGAGGAGGAGGAUGCGGCGCAGUUCUACGCGGAGCACCUAGGCAAGUUUUACUACGACCGCCUUAUUCUCGGCAUGACGGCUGGCCGUGCGAUCGGCCUGGCCUUGAGCGGGCCCGGCGCCAUUACCGAGUGGCGCAAGUUAAUUGGGCCGACGAAAGCAUACCGCUCCGCAUGGGAGGCGCCUUCGUGCUUGCGUGCAGAGCUCGGUAUGGGAGAUACCCGGAAUGGAUUCCAUGGCUCGGACUCGGACGAGUCCGCCCUCCGCGAGCUGGGGCUUGUCUUUCCUGAAUGGGACGCACAUGGCUGGCUCGAAAAGGCACGCAUGUAG
Messenger RNA from Malassezia japonica, 546 nucleotides. RefSeq names its product nucleoside-diphosphate kinase. The transcript has a single exon. Gene Ontology annotation, biological process: CTP biosynthetic process; UTP biosynthetic process; GTP biosynthetic process. Bases 1 to 546 code for a protein of 181 amino acids. Lineage: Eukaryota; Fungi; Basidiomycota; Malasseziomycetes; Malasseziales; Malasseziaceae. The record is from RefSeq and is a predicted model, not a curated record. Gene Ontology annotation, molecular function: nucleoside diphosphate kinase activity.